GCCUCGGGCUCGGCUCGGGCUCCCGCAACGGCGCCCCCCGUGCUGGGCCCCGGGACAGGCGGCAGUAAUCCGGCCAUGGCCCGAGCCCAGGCGCUUGUCCUGGCGCUCACCUUUCAGCUCUGCGCGCCGGAGACCGAGACUCCGGCAGCUGGCUGCACCUUCGAGGAGACAAGUGACCCAGCAGUGCCCUGUGAGUACAGCCAGGCCCAAUAUGAUGACUUCCAGUGGGAGCAAGUGAGAAUCCACCCUGGCACUCGGGCCCCUGCGGACCUGCCCCACGGCUCGUACCUGAUGGUCAAUACUUCCCAGCAUGCCCCAGGCCAGCGCGCCCAUGUCAUCUUCCAGAGCCUAAGCGAGAAUGACACCCACUGUGUGCAGUUCAGCUACUUUCUGUACAGCAGGGAUGGGCACAGCCCGGGCACUUUGGGUGUCUAUGUGCGUGUUAAUGGGGGCCCCUUGGGCAGUGCCGUCUGGAAUAUGACUGGAUCUCAUGGCCGUCAGUGGCACCAAGCUGAGCUGGCUGUCAGCACCUUCUGGCCCAAUGAAUAUCAGGUGCUGUUUGAGGCCCUCAUCUCCCCAGACCGCAGGGGCUACAUGGGCCUAGAUGACAUCCUGCUUCUCAGCUACCCCUGCGCAAAGGCCCCGCACUUCUCCCGCCUGGGUGAUGUGGAGGUCAACGCUGGUCAGAAUGCCUCAUUCCAGUGCAUGGCGGCAGGCAGAGCGGCGGAGGCAGAGCGCUUCCUUCUGCAGCGACAGAGCGGGGCUCUGGUGCCUGCAGUCAGCGUCCGGCACAUCAGCCACAGGCGCUUCCUGGCCACUUUCCCGUUGGUUGCCGUGGGCCGCCCGGAGCAGGACCUGUACCGCUGUGUAUCUCAGGCCCCGCGCGGUGCGGGUGUCUCCAACUUUGCUGAACUCAUUGUCAAGGAGCCCCCCACGCCCAUCGCGCCCCCACAGCUGCUGCGGGCCGGCCCCACCUACCUCAUCAUUCAGCUCAACACCAACUCCAUCAUCGGCGACGGGCCCAUCGUGCGCAAAGAGAUUGAGUACCGCAUGUCGCGUGGCCCGUGGGCAGAGGUGCAUGCUGUCAGCCUGCAGACCUACAAGCUGUGGCACCUCGACCCGGACACCGAGUAUGAGAUCAGCGUGCUGCUCACCCGCCCGGGAGAUGGCGGUACUGGACGCCCGGGGCCACCUCUCAUCAGCCGCACCAAGUGCGCAGAACCCAUGAGGGCCCCCAAAGGCCUGGCCUUCGCUGAGAUCCAGGCCCGCCAGCUGACCCUGCAGUGGGAACCGCUGGGCUACAACGUGACGCGUUGCCACACCUACACUGUGUCCCUGUGCUAUCACUACACUCCGGGCAGCAGCCACAACCAGACCAUCCGGGAGUGCGUGAAGACGGAGCCGGGUGCCAGCCGCUACACCAUCAAGAACCUGCUGCCCUAUCGGAAUGUUCACGUGCGGCUCGUCCUCACUAACCCUGAGGGGCGUAAGGAGGGCAAGGAGGUCACCUUCCAGACGGAUGAGGAUGUGCCUGGCGGAAUUGCAGCCGAGUCUCUGACAUUCACUCCACUGGAGGACAUGAUCUUUCUUAAGUGGGAGGAGCCCCAGGAACCCAACGGCCUCAUCACUCAGUAUGAGAUCAGCUACCAGAGCAUCGAGUCGUCAGACCCGGCGGUGAACGUGCCGGGCCCACGACGUACCAUCUCCAAGCUCCGAAACGAGACCUACCAUGUCUUCUCCAACCUGCACCCAGGCACCACCUACCUGUUCUCUGUGCGGGCCCGCACAAGCAAAGGCUUUGGCCAGGCAGCGCUCACUGAGAUCACCACCAACAUCUCAGCCCCCAGCUUCGAUUAUGCUGACAUGCCGUCACCCCUGGGCGAGUCAGAGGACACCAUCACCGUGUUGCUGAGGCCGGCACAGGGCCGCGGUGCACCCAUCAGUGUGUACCAGGUGAUUGUGGAGGAGGAGCGGCCGAGGCGGCUGCGUCGGGAGCCAGGUGGCCAGGACUGCUUCCCAGUGCCACUGACCUUUGAGGCGGCGCUGGCCCGAGGCUUGGUGCAUUACUUUGGGGCUGAACUGGCGGCCAGCAGUCUGCCUGAGGCCAUGCCCUUCACUGUGGGUGACAAUCAGACAUAUCGAGGCUUCUGGAACCCACCACUUGAGCCCAGGAAAGCCUACCUCAUUUACUUCCAGGCGACAAGCCACCUGAAGGGGGAGACUCGGCUGAAUUGCAUCCGCAUCGCCAGGAAAGCUGCCUGCAAGGAAAGCAAGCGGCCCCUGGAGGUGUCCCAGAGAUCAGAGGAGAUGGGGCUUAUUCUGGGCAUCUGUGCAGGGGGCCUUGCUGUCCUCAUCCUCCUCCUGGGGGCCAUCAUUGUCAUCAUCCGCAAAGGGAGAGACCACUAUGCCUACUCCUACUACCCGAAGCCGGUGAACAUGACCAAGGCCACCGUCAAUUACCGCCAGGAGAAGACCCACAUGAUGAGCGCUGUGGACCGGAGCUUCACAGACCAGAGCACCCUGCAGGAGGAUGAGAGGCUGGGCCUGUCCUUCAUGGACACCCACGGCUACAGCUCCCGGGGAGACCAGCGCAGUGGUGCAGUCACUGAGGCCAGCAGCCUCCUGGGGGGCUCUCCGCGGCGGCCGUGUGGCCGGAAGGGAUCCCCGUACCACACUGGGCAGCUGCACCCUGCGGUACGUGUGGCCGACCUCCUGCAGCACAUCAACCAGAUGAAGACGGCCGAGGGCUACGGCUUCAAGCAGGAGUAUGAGAGCUUUUUUGAAGGCUGGGAUGCCACAAAGAAGAAAGACAAGCUCAAGGGCAGCCGGCAGGAGCCUAUGCCUGCUUAUGAUCGGCACCGAGUGAAACUCCACCCGAUGCUGGGAGACCCUAAUGCCGACUACAUUAAUGCCAACUAUAUAGACGGUUACCACAGGUCAAACCACUUCAUAGCCACCCAAGGGCCGAAGCCUGAGAUGGUCUAUGACUUCUGGCGCAUGGUGUGGCAGGAGCACUGUUCCAGCAUCGUCAUGAUCACCAAGCUGGUUGAGGUGGGCAGGGUAAAAUGCUCCCGGUACUGGCCAGAGGACUCAGACAUGUACGGGGACAUCAAGAUCACGCUGGUGAAGACAGAGACUCUAGCUGAGUAUGUCGUGCGCACCUUUGCCCUGGAGCGGAGAGGCUACUCUGCCCGGCACGAGGUCCGCCAGUUCCACUUCACAGCGUGGCCAGAGCAUGGUGUCCCCUACCAUGCCACAGGGCUGCUGGCCUUUAUCCGGCGCGUGAAGGCCUCCACCCCACCUGAUGCUGGGCCCAUUGUCAUCCACUGCAGCGCGGGCACUGGCCGCACAGGAUGCUACAUUGUCCUGGAUGUGAUGCUGGACAUGGCAGAGUGUGAGGGCGUCGUGGACAUUUACAACUGCGUGAAGACCCUCUGCUCCCGGCGUGUCAACAUGAUCCAGACUGAGGAGCAGUACAUCUUUAUUCACGAUGCAAUCCUGGAGGCCUGCCUGUGUGGGGAGACCACCAUCCCUGUGAGUGAGUUCAGGGCUACCUACAAGGAGAUGAUCCGCAUUGAUCCUCAGAGUAAUUCCUCCCAGCUGCGGGAAGAGUUCCAGACGCUCAACUCAGUCACACCGCCGCUGGACGUGGAGGAGUGUAGCAUCGCCCUGCUGCCCCGGAACCGCGACAAGAACCGCAGCAUGGAUGUCCUGCCUCCCGACCGCUGCCUGCCGUUCCUCAUUUCCACCGAUGGGGACCCCAACAACUAUAUCAACGCAGCUCUAACUGAUAGCUAUACUCGAAGCGCGGCCUUCAUCGUGACCCUGCACCCAUUGCAGAGUACCACACCCGACUUCUGGAGGCUGGUCUACGACUAUGGCUGUACCUCCAUCGUCAUGCUCAACCAGCUGAACCAGUCCAACUCUGCCUGGCCCUGCCUGCAGUACUGGCCGGAGCCAGGCCGGCAGCAAUAUGGCCUCAUGGAGGUGGAGUUUGUGUCAGGCACAGCAGAUGAAGACUUGGUGGCCCGAGUCUUUCGGGUGCAGAACAUCUCUCGGCUGCAGGAGGGGCACCUGCUGGUGAGGCACUUCCAGUUCCUGCGGUGGUCUGCAUACCGGGACACACCUGACUCCAAGAAGGCCUUCCUACACCUGCUGACUGAGGUGGACAAGUGGCAGGCAGAGAACGGGGAUGGGCGCACUGUUGUGCACUGCCUGAAUGGGGGCGGACGAAGCGGUACCUUCUGUGCCUGCGCGACAGUCUUGGAGAUGAUCCGUUGCCACAGCCUGGUGGAUGUUUUCUUUGCUGCCAAAACGCUUCGGAACUACAAGCCCAAUAUGGUGGAGACUAUGGAUCAGUACCACUUUUGCUAUGACGUGGCCCUGGAGUACCUGGAAGGGCUGGAGUCAAGAUAGCGGGACCUCUGGCCUUGGGCACCCACUGCAUACUCAGGGCCAGACCCACCAUCCCAGACUGGAGAGGAAGAUCUGUGCCUCCAACUCUGCCCAACUGCAGCCCCCGAUGGGGAAAGCACUAGAGUGGAUGCUGGGCCGUCUUGGUGCCCUCUUCCACUUUGGGCAGGGCCUUUCACUGUCACAGGGGUGGGUUAUGGGCCAGGAAGAGUUUGGCAAGACUGCAGCCCAGCCCCACCUUUAUAGGGACCUGCAGGCCUGAUAGGCUGCUAGGCCUAAUAGUGCCAGGCUGAUAGGCUAGGCACUGCUUGGUGGAUCGAUGGGCUUGGGACAGCCAACUCUGGGGCACCCAGCCCAAGCCCCUUGACUCUAUCUGAGCCUUUGGCAGUGAUGAGGGAGGCCAUGCAGGGUGUCCAAGGCUUCUACAUACUUGGCUCUCCCUACACACGGUUAGGGAGUGCUAUGGGGUCAGCAUCGAGGAUUCACCUGGCCCAGCCCCUGAGAGUCCUAGGGAGACUGGAAUCUGCCUGAAUUGCCAGUGGGGCACAGUGACUAUCCUCCCCAGAGGAACUGUGGCACUCUCCUCUACCCCACGGCCCCCUGCAGCCCUAGGGAUAUUCUGCUCACCUUCCUUCCCCACUCCAUUUCUUUGUGUGCUCUGAGCUUUCCUGAACCAGGAUCUGCCUUCCCUACAAGACUCCAGACCCUGUAUCUACAGAGUGAAGUUGCUUCAGCCUUCUCUUCCUCUAACCCUCAGGCUUUGCUGGCCUGCCUGCUCAGCUUGGGAUAGUGACAUUUUGCAAGUUGGAACAGCAGUCCCUGGGGUUAAGGUCCCUGUGGCCCCUGGUCAGUCUGCCUGUGGGGAGGGAGCAGAGAUAGAGCAGGGCUGGUUCCAGCACCUAGAGUUCAGAGGAAACUCCAUUUUGGGAUGGAGGAUCAGUGCUUUUUUCUUUAUUUUGUUAUUUUUGGAUGGGUGGGUGGGAAGGUCUCUUUAAAAUGGGGCAGACCACACCCCAUUCUGUGCCUCAGUUUCCCCAUCUGUAAACUGUAGAUACGACUACUGACCUACCUCGCAGGGGGCUGUGGGGAGGCUUAAGCUGAUGUUUGUAAAGUGCUUUGUAAAUAAACAUGCUCUCUGAAUGCCACA
This is a messenger RNA of Otolemur garnettii (small-eared galago), 5560 nucleotides long. It is a transcript of the gene PTPRU, whose product is annotated as protein tyrosine phosphatase, receptor type U. Gene Ontology annotation, biological process: protein dephosphorylation. Gene Ontology annotation, cellular component: membrane. The record is from RefSeq and is a predicted model, not a curated record. Gene Ontology annotation, molecular function: protein tyrosine phosphatase activity; protein binding. The transcript has 31 exons. Lineage: Eukaryota; Metazoa; Chordata; Mammalia; Primates; Galagidae. The coding region runs from base 76 to 4416 and encodes 1446 amino acids.